GCCUUGGCUAGGGUUUUGGUUACUUAUCCUACCGCAGCUUCUUCCUCUUUCUCCCAACACUUUGUUUUGGUUCUGUCCGAACCAUAUCUUCGAUUUUCUGAUUCUUCUUUUUUUUUGGGUUUUUCAUCUUCAAAAACAAUAACCUCGGGACUAGUUGGUCUUGUGAAAUGACGACUUUGAACCCUUUCGAUCUGUUGGAUGACGACACAGAGGAUCCAACCCUGCUCGCUGCAGCUAAGCCAUUGAAGGUUGAGAAAGCUGCUCCAGCUCAGCCUGCUAAGCUGCCCACUAAGCCCACUCCUCCUUCUCAAGCUGUGAGGGAAGCCAGAGGAGGUCGCAAUGGUGGAGCACGUGGUGGUGGCCGUGGAAGAAAUGGUGGAUUCAACAGGGAAUCCAGGAACAGUGAUGCUCCUGCUAAUGAAAACGGCUACGUUGGAGGCUACAGACGAUCUGAAGGAGGAGAUGCAGGGAGACGUGGUGGAUACCAACGUGGUGGACGCGGUGGUGGUCGACACGGAGAUUCUGGUGACGUAGAGCGCCCUCGUAGGAACUUUGAACGUCACAGUGGAACCGGUCACGGAAAUGAGUUCAAACGUGAUGGUGCUGGCCGUGGCAACUGGGGAACCAUCGAGGAUGAGAUUCCUCCGGUGACUGAAGAAUCCACAACAGUGGUGGCUGUUGAGAAGGAAGGUGGUGAAGGUGAAGCAACUGAUGCUAACAAAGAGACACCUGUGGAAGCUCAAGCAGAGAAAGAGCCUGAGGACAAGGAGAUGACUCUUGAAGAGUAUGAGAAGGUUUUGGAAGAGAAGAGGAAAGCUCUGCAGGCAACCAAGAUUGAGGAGAGGAAGGUUGACACCAAAGUCUUUGAGUCCAUGCAACAGCUCUCUAGCAAAAAGAGCAACAACGAUGAGGUCUUCAUCAAGCUGGGAACAGACAAGGACAAGCGCCCAGCUGAGAAGGAAGAGAAGACCAAGAAGUCGUUGAGCAUAAAUGAGUUCCUGAAACCUGCGAAUGGAGAGAGGUACAGAGGUGGUUACCGUGGUGGAAGAGGAGGUCGUGGACCAAGAGGAGCUGAUGAGGGAGGUCGUGGACCAAGAGGUGGAGCCGAGGGUGGUCGUGGACCAAAAGGAGGAGCUGAAAGAAAGGCUGCUGCGCCUGCACCAAAGAUUGAAGACGCUGCACACUUCCCUACUCUGGGAAAGUGAAGCUCUCUCUGGUUUGGUCCUUCAGCCUCCGUUUGGUCUGCUUUUGUUUUUGUAAUCUCUCACCCGGUUCUCUUUUUGUUCUUCUGAUUUCAUUGUUAUCGUCAUACUUGCUGAAGGCUUUUUGUUCUACGAACCCAAGUUUUGGGAUUUUUUUGCUAAGUUAAAUGAGGCAGAAAAAAAUCAGUUCUCCAUCAAA
Molecule: messenger RNA, 1401 nt
Organism: Raphanus sativus (radish)
Lineage: Eukaryota; Viridiplantae; Streptophyta; Magnoliopsida; Brassicales; Brassicaceae
Product: RGG repeats nuclear RNA binding protein B
Exons: 7
Coding region: 168-1205 (345 amino acids)
Cellular component (GO): nucleus; cytoplasm
Molecular function (GO): RNA binding
Source: RefSeq, a predicted model, not a curated record